UAUUUGUGAAAUAUAAUAAGCAAUUAAAGUUUAUCAUACCGUAUCAAGAUGGUUAUUAAUAAAUUUGUCUAACAACCCCAGCAUUAAUCAAAGCAUUGAAGCAUUUCAAGUUAUAUUUAUAGGAGGGAACAAUUUAUAAAUUUUCCUCAGUUGUUAUAGCUAUGGAUAGACUCCGAAGGCAUUCGCAAUGCAGCGCAGUGUUAUUAUUAUUCUAAUCCUUGCUCUAAAUUUAAACUACAAUGUAAAGAAAGUUCGAAAUAUUAAAAAUAUACUGAUAAUUUGUAAUAUUAACUAAAUUUUUCCAAUAUAUUUUUGUAGUCUGCACUAAUAUUUAAAUUCAAAAAUGUUCAGUGCAAAUCAUUCAACGAAUCCUUAAUGGUUAUGCCGAUUUGCCAAAUUCAAGCCGUUGCCCGGGAUAAAAAUGUUUUUAAUUUCUGGGGCAUUUGGCGAUAUUCCGUUAAAGAAGUUUCCACCGAAGUUCAAAUCUUCAAACGUGCCAAUGGGUUUAAGCCGUGGCUAUUUAAGUAUACCAUAAACUUUUGUGAAUAUUUACAGAAAAAGAACCAUCGACUUUUUACUCUUAUUUUUAAUCUAUUCAAAGAGUAUACAAAUUUGGCAACCAAAACGUGUCCUCUCGUGGGAAAUAUAACGGUUUUAGGAUUUAAUCUGAAUUUUGAUCGACUUAAGCUUCCUCUGCCAACUGGCGUUUAUUUGCUGGCAACAUCUUGGAUUUUAGACAAAAAAUUAACAUCAAAUUUGAAUGUAACAUUUGAAUUUGUCGAGGACUUUGGUCUUGACACUGAAAAAAGUCUUUCCGGGCACUAAAGUUUUUUUUUUUUUGAGGUCUUAGAGAUCGAACAGAACAGAACAGAAAUGGAACAGUUUUAAAUUU
Messenger RNA from Drosophila sulfurigaster albostrigata, 892 nucleotides. RefSeq lists its product as uncharacterized. The transcript is spliced from 2 exons. Lineage: Eukaryota; Metazoa; Arthropoda; Insecta; Diptera; Drosophilidae. The coding region runs from base 376 to 825 and encodes 149 amino acids. The record is from RefSeq and is a predicted model, not a curated record.